This is a messenger RNA of Coffea arabica (coffee), 1630 nucleotides long. RefSeq names its product F-box/kelch-repeat protein At2g44130-like. Gene Ontology annotation, biological process: negative regulation of cytokinin-activated signaling pathway; regulation of phenylpropanoid metabolic process. Lineage: Eukaryota; Viridiplantae; Streptophyta; Magnoliopsida; Gentianales; Rubiaceae. The record is from RefSeq and is a predicted model, not a curated record. Gene Ontology annotation, molecular function: protein binding.
UACCGUUUUCUGUUCUGUUGCUAGUACCAGUACACCUCUCCCAUUUGGCCACUGCCCAGUAGCGGCAGUCCUAUAAAUAUCCCUCUGCAAACCGCCUUCCCACAAUUUCUCAAUCCCAUUCUUCUGAAUCUUCUCUCCCCAUCUCCUGAAGCAAAGAAGCAGCUUGAUUCUUUUCCUUAAUUGCCGCUGUACUUCAAUCUUCAAUCUCCCUGAUAGUAGUAGAAGUAGUAGUGGGAGAAAUUACUUGUAAUGGGUUCCCGAGAGUUUGUCGAGUUGAUCCCGGGUCUGCCGGAAGAAAUCGCUCUGGAGUGCUUGACUCGGUUGCACUACUCAGCUCACGGGGUCGCCUCCCGAGUCUGCAAGUGCUGGCUUCAUCUGCUCCAGAGCAGGGAUUUCUACUAUCACCGCAGAAAAGCCGGGCAGACCCACAAAGCUGCCUGCUUCGUUCAGGCCCUUCCUGUUCCCUCGGAGUCCAAACCGCUGGGCCCCCCGAGUUACGGGAUCUCCGUUUUCGACUCGGUCACCGGGACCUGGGACCGAGUCGACCCGGUUCCCAGGUACCCUGCUGGGCUGCCCUUCUUCUGCCAGAUUGCCAGCACCGAGGGGAAGCUCUUCGUCAUGGGCGGGUGGGACCCGUCGACCUGGGACCCGGUCAGGGACGUGUUCCAGUACGAGUUCACGACUCGGAGGUGGACUCAGUGCGCGGACAUGCCCUCCACCCGAUCGUUCUUCGCGGUGGGCGCGGUGGAGGGGCGAAUCUUCGUCGCCGGAGGCCACGACGAGAGCAAGAACGCGCUGAGCUCGGCGUGGGUGUACGACAUCAACGGGAAUGAGUGGAGCGAGCUGGGGCGGAUGAGCGAGGAGCGAGACGAGUGCGAGGGGACGAUCAUCGGGUCGGAGUUCUGGGUGGUGAGCGGGUACGAUACGGAGACGCAGGGCGGGUUCAAGAGCAGCGCCGAGUGGUACGAGCUGGGAACGGGUGAGUGGAAGCGAGUGGAGGACGGGUGGAGGGUGACCCAGUGUCCGAGGUCGUGCGUCAGGGUGGGAGGCGAGGGGGAAUUGACAAGCUGGGCCGAGUGCGACUCGGCUGUGCGAGUCGGUGCAUGUGGAGUUGACCUGGGGGAGAAUGCCCUGGUCACGGGCUCACCUUAUCAGGGUGCGCCCCAUGGAUUCUUCCUGGCAGAGAGGAGCAGAGGAGGGCAAAAUGGCAAAUUCACCAAGCUGGACGUCCCUGACGAGUUUUCUGGAUUUGUUCAAUCCGGUUGCUACGUGGAGAUUUGAUUUGAGUCUCUCUUUUUCUUUUUUUUUUGGGGCUCUUUUUUUUUUUGUAUUUUAAAUAUCGGGAUUUUUUUUCUUUCUUUUUCUUUCUUUUUUUAAGAAAAAAAGCCGGUAUGACAAAUGCAAACUAAUAUAAAUAGUAGUAGUAGUAGUUUUAGUGAAGCAAUUAGUAGGGAGUAAAAUUUCUACGGUGGUAGCUAGUAAAAUGACAAAGGGUAGGAGGAGCAAGAGUGAUGAGUGAUGGGGAUGAAAAAAAGGUUUGUGAAGUAAUUGGGCCUUUGUAUGAUAUUAUAUUAUAAGCCCUCAAUUUUAAUGCAAUUGAAUUGAUGAUACUUUCAUCUGUUUCUUUGCC